Molecule: messenger RNA, 2953 nt
Organism: Onychomys torridus (southern grasshopper mouse)
Lineage: Eukaryota; Metazoa; Chordata; Mammalia; Rodentia; Cricetidae
Gene: Arfgap2
Product: ADP ribosylation factor GTPase activating protein 2
Exons: 16
Coding region: 218-1780 (520 amino acids)
Biological process (GO): COPI coating of Golgi vesicle
Molecular function (GO): GTPase activator activity
Source: RefSeq, a predicted model, not a curated record
GCGCGGCGUGUACUCUCGGGCCCAUUGUGGAGUUCCGGGCCGCUGACGUCAUGUUUCAGUCCUACCCGACGCUCAUUGGUCCAGAUCCGGUCGAAUCACUCCACUCGUAGGCGGGCCAGGGCACCGGCUUGGCCAGCGCCGUUAGCCCGCCUUCUCCGCCGCGGAUUGGCCCGCGACGGGACCUGUCGGUCGCGGUUGUGUCUGGGAAGGAGAGAAAAUGGCGGCGGAGCCGAGCAAGACCGAAAUCCAGACCCUGUUUAAGAGGCUUCGUGCAGUUCCCACCAACAAGGCUUGUUUCGACUGUGGCGCCAAGAGUCCGAGCUGGGCCAGCAUCACGUAUGGUGUAUUUUUGUGUAUUGACUGCUCCGGGGUGCAUCGCUCCCUGGGAGUCCAUCUCAGCUUUAUCAGGUCCACAGAGUUGGAUUCGAACUGGAGCUGGUUGCAGCUGAGGUGUAUGCAGGUCGGCGGGAAUGCCAAUGCGACUGCUUUUUUCCGCCAACAUGGAUGUGUGGCCAAUGAUGCUAACACCAAAUAUAAUAGCCGAGCUGCCCAGAUGUACCGAGAGAAGAUCCGGCAGUUAGGGAGUGCAGCUCUGGCUAGGCACGGUACUGAUCUUUGGAUAGACAAUAUGAACAGUGCUCCUAGUCACUCUCCGGAGAAGAGAGACUCUGAUUUCUUUACAGAGCAUACUCAGGCCUCUGUCUGGGAUACAGCAGCCACUGAGCCUUCAGGGACCCAGCAACCAGUCCUACCUUCAGAGAGCAGUAGCCUGACACAACCUGAACACGGCCCUAACACCGACCUCCUUGGAACGUCACCCCAAGCCUCUCUGGAACUGAAAAGCUCCAUUAUUGGCAAGAAGAAGCCAGCAGCAGCUAAGAAAGGGCUGGGUGCCAAGAAAGGCUUGGGAGCUCAGAAGGUGAGCAACCAGAGCUUUACUGAGAUUGAGCGGCAGGCCCAGGUGGCAGAGAAGCUCCGGGAGCAGCAGGCAGCUGAUGCCAAGAAGCAGGCAGAAGAGUCAAUGGUUGCCUCCAUGCGUCUGGCCUACCAGGAGCUCCAGAUUGAUCGCAAAAAGGAAGAGAAAAAGCUACAGAACCUUGAAGGAAAGAAGCGAGAGCAGGCUGAAAGGCUGGGCAUGGGGUUGGUGUCCCGAAGCUCCAUCUCCCACUCUGUGCUGUCUGAGAUGCAGGUGAUUGAGCAGGAAACCCCGCUGAGUGCAAAAUCUUCCCGUUCACAGCUUGACUUGUUUGAUGAUGUUGGAACUUUCGCCUCUGGACCCCCAAAGUACAAGGACAACCCCUUUUCCUUGGGAGAAACUUUUGGUUCCCGCUGGGAUUCAGAUGCAGCCUGGGGUAUGGACAGGGUAGAAGAGAAGGAACCCGAAGUAACCAUCUCCAGCAUCCGGCCUAUUUCAGAAAGAACCACGAGCCGGAGGGAAGUGGAGAGCCGGAGCUCAGGUCUUGAGUCCAGUGAAGCCCGUCAGAAGUUUGCAGGAGCCAAAGCCAUCUCAUCUGACAUGUUCUUUGGUCGGGAGGUGGACUCUGAGUGUGAAGCCAGGUCUCGGCUACAGCAGCUCUCGGGCAGCAGUGCUAUCAGCUCCUCAGACCUCUUUGGGGACAUGGAUGGAGCUCAUGGAGGAGGAACAGUAUCUCUGGGGAAUGUACUUCCUACCGCUGACAUUGCCCAGUUUAAGCAAGGUGUCAAGUCUGUGGCUGGCAAGAUGGCUGUGCUGGCCAAUGGUGUGAUGAAUUCUUUACAGGAUCGCUAUGGCUCCUACUGAUCCAGGCUCCAUGGCUCAGGCCUGUGGUGGUGACAGCAAGAACCCCGAUUCCCAGGCCAGGGGUGCCUGCCUUGUGGAUCGGGGAUAUGUUGAUUUUCUGUGUGUGGUGUGUGAGUUGAGUGGCUUUGGAGGAUCUUAGGCGAGGGGAAUGGUCAGCAUCAACCCUUGUCCUUCGCCUGUGCAUUGAGUCCUUGUCCUCGCCCCUCACCCCUCACCCUCUCCUCUCCGUGCUAAUGCUCUUUCUUCCAGUUCUGCCCCAAAGCUGCUGCUACUUAGCCUGCUGCACUGGGAGUGAGGGAGGAGUUCCAUCAGGAUGGCUUCAUGGGUCUAGUUCUUCCCUAAGUGGGGAAGGCAUAAGGCUUUCGCGGGCUCUAGGAUCCUUAUAGGUGGUCUGGGGGUCUGGGCCUCGUCUCCUGGAGACAGGGAGGUCUAGCAAGAGUUGUGCUGUACCAGCCCUCAGGGAGAAAUUCUGGAUUUGCCACUGCUGGUACUGUCAACGGCCUCUUCUGGGUUCCAGGGGAGGACGGGUUAGGAGAAGGAUUCUGGUAACUUACUAAGGGCUAGAACUUUCGCUUGACACCUAAAGGGUUUAUUUGGGAUCAGCCUGGAGGCCUGAGCAAUCUCUGUCACCACUGUCCCUUGGAGGCUGACUUCUGCCUAGGUGUCUGAGAGCCCUUAUCUACCAUUAUUGUGGGUCGUAGCACCCUCUGUCUGUGCUUGAGAUUCUGUCCUUUUGUGUCCUGCUUGGCACCCAUGGUGGGUCUCAUCUGGGUCCUCCCUGGAUGCUGUGAGCCUACUACUGGCUGAGGAAGCUGAGGCUCUGAGAGAAAGAAGCCCCUGGAGCUCGGCUUUCGUCCUCUGCAGCAUUCUGGGUUAGGGGUCCUGGACAGCACCCCACCAAUCAGUGAGAGCUUGAGAACCUGCAGCUGCAGGCCCCACACUCUGGCAGCUGGGCCACGCACUGUGUCAUCCUUGGUGCCAUCUCCCCCUGCCGUGCUGGCAGUCUGGGCCCAACCCUACCUGUGGACUGCAGGUUGGGCUCCCAAACAACACAGACCACUCUUCCCUCACCCUCCCCAGAGGGACAUGACUUUCUUUCAGCACUGUUUGUAUUGAAACAAAGUGGUGUCAGAAUAAAGCCCCCACGGGGCCUGUGGGUCAGUGUCCUCUCCA